AUGGAGACAGGCUGCACUGCAGGGCUCCUCUUGUCUCUUGCAGGCUGUGACUCUGGCUUUGGGCAGGCGACGGCACGGCACUUGGAUGCCAUGGGCUUUCAGGUGUUUGCCAGUGUGCUGGACCUGCAGGGACCUGGCGCCCAGGAGCUGCGCAGGAGCUGCUCCUCAAGGCUGACACUGCUGCAGAUGGACCUGACCAAGCCAGAGGACAUCCAGCGCGUCCUGCAGCACAUCCAGACCCAUACCAACAGCACAGGGCUCUGGGGCCUAGUGAACAAUGCCGGCUUCAAUGACACCAUUGCUGACGCUGAGCUCUCACCGCUGGGCAAGUUUCGCACCUGCAUGGAGGUGAACUUCUUCGGCUCGCUGGAGCUCACCAAGGGGCUCCUGCCCCUGCUGCGCUCUGCUGGUGGCCGCAUCGUCACCGUGAGCAGUCCUGCAGGUGACAUGCCCUUCCCCUGCCUGGCAGCCUACGGGGCCUCGAAGGCAGCACUCAGCCUGCUCAUGGACACCUUCCGCAGCGAGCUCCAGCCCUGGGGUAUCAAAGUCAGCCUCGUCCUGCCAGGCUACUACAAAACAGGGACAACAUGUGACCCUGCCUUCUGGAACCUGCAGAAGAAGCAGCUAGUAGCCAGUCUGCCCAGAGAGCUGCUGCAGGCCUACGGCGAGGACUAUGUGGAGGAGAUCAACCGCCAGUUCAUCCAGUUCCGCCAGUUCAUCCAGUUCAUGAAGGUGGCAGUGGAGGACCUUAGCGCGGUGGUGAACAGCAUCACAGACGGGCUCCUGGCUGCCAACCCAGCUGUGCGCUACUACCCAGGGCAGGGCCUUGGGCUCAUGUAUUUCAUACACCGGUACCUGCCCUAUUUCGUGCGAGACUUGUUCCUGAAAGGGUUCUUCAUCAACCCCAAGCUGCCCCGAGCGCUGAGGCAGGAGCACCAUGACGCCACCAAGAAGGCCUGA
Messenger RNA from Nestor notabilis (Kea), 960 nucleotides. RefSeq names its product corticosteroid 11-beta-dehydrogenase isozyme 2-like. Gene Ontology annotation, molecular function: oxidoreductase activity. Lineage: Eukaryota; Metazoa; Chordata; Aves; Psittaciformes; Psittacidae. The record is from RefSeq and is a predicted model, not a curated record.